UGUAUUGUAAACGUAAGCCCAAAAAAUGUAACAAAAAAGUCACUGUAGGCAAAAUGUUAUCUGUGCAUUUGGUCUAUAAAGAAAAUGGGCUUGACUUGACUUGACCUGAGUGCUGCUGAUAUCUGACCUUGUUGUGCCCACUGCAACCACACGGGCUUCAUUACUCAGGGAACAGCUGCCUCUUCUGAGUUCACUGAAAGCACAAUCCUAAGACGGUCUUUCUCCGAAUAAUCUUGAUCGCAAUCCGGAUUUGAGGAUUUGGAGAAUUGGCGCUAACUAGGGUUUUAAAUCAAGUUAAAUGCACAUGCAUGUCUACCUCUGUGUCAGACAACUUGCUACCGGUGUAAUGACAGCACCUGCUCCUGACUUACACUGUUAUAAAGUGUCUGGAGAUGUUUUGAGAGGAUUCCUGAUGCAAAUUUGUAACUGCGUUUUUUUACGGACAAUUUGAACCAGAUACAGAAUGCUGAUCCUAUCUCCCCAGGACGGAAAUUCCACGUGGCGUUUGAACUCUGCUGAUCGAGACCAGCCAUGGAUCAGCAGAGGUGGUUACACUCUUUUAGCCUCCAUCAUGGGCAGCUUCUCAGUGGCGGCGAUCAUUCUGAAUGUCCUUGUGAUUGUUGUGAUGCUCAAACAUCGUCAGCUGCGUCAGCCUCUCAGCUUCGCCCUGGUCAACCUGGCCGUCUGUGACCUGGGCUGUGCGCUGUUUGGAGGCCUGCCCACCACGGUCACCAGUGCCUUGGGUUACUUCAGUCUGGGCUCCGUGGGCUGCACUCUGGAGGGCUUUGCUGUUGCCUUCUUUGGUAUAGCCAGUCUUUGUACAGUUGCAGUUAUUUCUGUGGAACGUUACAUUGUGGUAUGUUAUCCUAUGGGGGCUGUUCUGUUCCAGACCAGACAUGCAGUGGCUGGCGUGGUUCUGUCGUGGGUAUGGUCCUUCAUCUGGAAUACUCCACCUCUUUUUGGUUGGGGAAGUUUUGAACUGGAGGGAUUGGAGUUAUCCUGUGCCCCUAACUGGUACAGCAGAGACUAUGGGAACAUGUCCUACAUAGUAAUUUACUUUUUUCUUUGCUUCGCCGUGCCCUUCUCCAUCAUCAUGGUGUCCUACGCAAGACUGCUGUGGACCCUACGGCAGGUGACCAAGCUGCAAGUAUCUGAGGGCAGCAGCACCAACCGCGUGGAGGUCCAGGUGGCUCGUAUGGUGGUGGUGAUGGUGCUGGCCUUCCUGCUCACCUGGCUGCCGUACGCUGCCAUGGCUUUGGCCAUAAUCCUAGACUCAAGUCUGUACAUCAACCCCCUUAUUGCAACUGUACCAGUUUUUCUGGCCAAGAGCAGCACUGUCUACAACCCCAUCAUAUAUGUUUUCAUGAACAGACAGCUCCGACGAUAUGCCAUACCAACGAUUCUGUGUGGAUGGAACCCGUGUGGAUCUGACGCUCAGACGUCAGAGGGGGAAAUGACUGUGGCGACUCUGAACAGGAGUCAAAGAGUCUCACCUAAACAAUCCUUGAAAGAGUGAAAGUGACAACAAAGAUACCUGUGAAGGACCUCCAUCAUCUAGAAGUUUUGUUUGUCCUUGUUUUUGUUUCUAUAAAAAAAAGGUUGUUUUUUUUUUUAUA
Cynoglossus semilaevis (tongue sole) is the source of this 1616-nucleotide messenger RNA. RefSeq names its product parapinopsin-like. Gene Ontology annotation, molecular function: G protein-coupled receptor activity. The transcript is spliced from 5 exons. The record is from RefSeq and is a predicted model, not a curated record. Gene Ontology annotation, cellular component: membrane. The coding region runs from base 464 to 1516 and encodes 350 amino acids. Gene Ontology annotation, biological process: G protein-coupled receptor signaling pathway; visual perception. Lineage: Eukaryota; Metazoa; Chordata; Actinopteri; Pleuronectiformes; Cynoglossidae.